Anarrhichthys ocellatus (wolf-eel) is the source of this 2381-nucleotide messenger RNA. It is a transcript of the gene actr10, whose product is annotated as actin related protein 10. The coding region runs from base 121 to 1371 and encodes 416 amino acids. The transcript is spliced from 13 exons. NCBI's taxonomy places the organism in Eukaryota, Metazoa, Chordata, Actinopteri, Perciformes, Anarhichadidae. The record is from RefSeq and is a predicted model, not a curated record.
CCCUACGCAACCCGGAAGUCAACAGCGUUUUGUUUUUUCUCCUCCUCCUUUUUGAUACGAUGCGAAUUUGCCACUGCCCAACACUUAGCACUGACAUUAUUAUUUAACAAACUAAAUAAAAUGCCCUUAUUUGAUGGGUUGGGCAGUGGAGGAGAGAAGACUGCGAUCGUUAUUGACUUAGGCGCAGCGUACACGAAAUGUGGCUUUGCAGGGGAAACGGGGCCCAGGUUCAUAAUUCCGAGCGAGAUCCGGAAACCGGGACAGCAGCAGGCCAUCAAAGUGGUUCAGUACAACAUCAACACAGAAGAGCUCUAUGUCAUCCUCAAAGAGUUUAUCCAUUUGCUGUACUUCAGGCACCUGCUGGUGAAUCCUCGCGACAGAAGAGUGGUCAUCAUCGAGUCCAUCCUCUGCCCGUCUCACUUCAGAGAGACGCUCACCAAGGUUUUCUUCAAACAGUUUGAGGUGCCGUCUGUGGUCUUUGCACCAAGUCACCUCAUGGCCAUCAUGACUUUGGGUCUCAACUCUGCUCUGGUGAUGGACUGUGGCCACACGGAGACGCUGGUGCUACCUGUGUAUGAGUGCACUCCUAUUCUGCCAGCUUGGGAGGCUUUGCCUUUGGGAGGGAAAGCCAUCCAUAAAGAAUUAGAUGGACUUCUUGUGGAAUGCACUGUGGACACAGACACCAUCACCGGGCAGAGUGUACCAGCUGCCAUUGGGACCAUCCCAGAGGACACUGUGGAAGAUAUCAAGGUCAGAACAUGCUUUGUCAGUGACCUGCAGAGAGGCCUCAAGAUCCAGGAAGCCAAAUUUAACCUGGAUGGCACAGCUGAACGUCCGGCCCCUCCUCCAGAUGUUGAUUACCCUCUGGAUGGUGAGAAAAUCCUGCAUGUCAAAGGAUCAAUCAGGGAUUCUCUGAUGGAGAUCCUGUUUGAACAGGACAAUGAAGAGAAGAGUGUGGCCUCUAUAAUACUUGACGCUCUGGUGAAGUGCCCCAUUGACACACGCAAGGUGCUCUCAGAGAACCUGGUGGUGAUCGGAGGCACGGCCAUGCUGCCGGGUUUCCUGCACCGUCUGCUGGCAGAGAUACGCCUCCUUGUGGAGAAACCCAAGUACAGCAGUGUGCUGGCCAGCAAGAGCUUGCGUAUACACGCUCCCCCUGCCAAGCCCAACUGCACUGCCUGGCUCGGAGGCGCUAUCUUUGGGGCGCUGCAGGACAUCUUGGGCAGCAGGUCCGUGUCCAGAGACUACUACAACCAGACGGGCCGCAUCCCAGACUGGUGCUGCUUGAGCUCCCCUCCUCCUGAAUCUCUGUACGAAGCAGGAAAGACGCCUCCUCCACUAAUGAAGAGAGCCUUCUCCACGGAGAAGUAGAAUGUGAUCAUUCAGAUAAUGUACUCAUCCUUUACUCUACGUUAUAUAACAGCUCAGUACUCUUAAAUGUAACAUCUCAAUAAGUCCUGUCAAUGUCUUGAACACGCAAACAGCUCUAGAUGUUUUUAAGUCUAGUCGUCACUGUGACUGUGGGCUGUUUGAUGAUCCGGUGAGCUGGUUUCUGAGCCCACCAGACAGAACAAAUAUUGGGAUUUUAGGCGUUUACAUUGAUAUUCUGCAAGGAUUACAGUGUUAGAAUCCCUGUGCUACAUGCAUGUUUAACUUCAGUUUCAUUUGAAGUCUCAUUGAGCAAGACUGAACCCGUACGUGCUCACUCUCACUCUCACUCUCACCCUCACCCUCACUCCACUUUGUUGGCAGUUUGACUGAAGAAUCGUGUUCAGCAGAAAUGUUUCAGAUGAUUACAAGUUGACCGUUGCCGUUAAUCAUCCAUUUGUCAGCCAAACGGCUGAAAAUGUUGCUUAACUUUAGAGAAAGCAGACGUAAUAUCUGAUUGUAUUUUGGUUUCUUUGACGGUAAUGUCUCAUGAAGCCCCUCCCCCCCCCCCAAAACAUACGUUCACGUAUUUAUUAUACGGCAGUGUAAAGUGGCUGUUGACCUCAAUAACAGCCCUGUACACUCACACAGCUGUUCUGUUAUUCCAGCUAAUAAUCAUCAUCAUCUUUAAUUGGUAGCACAUGUGACAGGAGAUGUUUUCUCUGUUUUUGUUUUUUUAUUUAAACUUUAUUUAACCAGGGUAGUCAUUAAAAGCAUUCUUAUUUACAUUGGUGGCCUGGAUGUCAAUCAGUCCUGACCUGAACACAUCCACACAUCCACAAUAAUUAUAAUCACCUGUGUGUGUCCACCGUAGUAGUGUUUGUUGUUGUUGUUGUUGUUGUUGUUGUUGUUGUUGUUUACAGGCUUUAAAACAUCUUCCAAACAAUGCAGUCUCGCUCUGUAACCUUUGAAUCCAACUAUUACAACAAAUAAAUACUCAGAAUCCAAUCAGA